UCUCUGCUCUCUCAGUAACAGAAAGUGGCCGCCUCUCUGCUGCUGUCGACUCAAAGCUCACAGACUCAGUCGGCGCUUCAAACCGCCAUUUUGGAGUCAGAGAACUGAGAGUCGGCAGCAGCAACGAGAGAGACAAAAAGGGGGACACGGGGCCAAGGCCUUUAUCACUUCUUUUGUCUGCUAGUCUUGGAAUCAAGAAAUAUGACAUUCCUCACUGAGAAGUAAGAGUUCCUGCCCCGCUUGGGCGGAGGUGCCUGUGCCGCAUGGCGUCAGGGCAGGGGCGGCUAGAGGUCGGGGCAUCUGGGAGCUCUGGCCUGGCCAAACCUCUUUACCUGCAGCGCUUGGAGAGAUCCCUGAGGUUGGACAGCUUCCUGCGCCAGACAGCCACCAUCUUCAACAGAGACAUAACCAGUGAUGACAGUGAUGACAGCGAUGGUGCUCUGGGGGAGGGGCUCUCCCUGGAGCCCUCCAAUCGACACACAGCUUUGACAGUAAAAGAUGAGCCAUGUGAACCAGGGGAUGGCUUGGCAGAGAGCAAGCCCCUCAACGGGGUUCUGCUGCAAGGCAAAGACCAAAAGGCAGAUAAAAGCAGCCUCUACAAUUUCUCCAAGGUGAAGAAGAACAGGAAGUGGCUCAAGAGUAUCCUGUUGAGUGAUGACACCACGGAGUCAGACACAGACUCUGAUGACUCUGACUUCGUUUUGUCCCGGGAGGAGCUGCAUGACAUGCUGAGGCUACACAGAUAUACCAGGCUGCAUCAGAGCAAGUUCCACUCUGACCGGGAGCUCCACCAGUACCAGUACUACAGCACUGGACUCCUGUCCACUCAUGACCCCUUUUAUGAGCAACAGCGCCACUUACUGGGGCCGAAGAAAAAGAAAAUCAAAGAUGAGAAGAAAUUCAAGGCCAAACUAAAAAAGGUGAAGAAGAAGAAGAAACGAGGAGAGGGGGAGUUUCUGGACGAGGGUCGUCCUUAUGUCACUAAGAUCUUUGCCAAGUUUUCCCAUGAUCCUCCACUACCCAUGGUGAAGAAGAAACACCUGACCAUUGAGCAACUGAACGCACGGCGACGCAAAGUUUGGCUCACCAUUGCCAAGAAAGAAAUCCCUAAGUCUUUCAAGCAGAAAACCUCUGCCAAGAACCUUGUCUUGACCAAUGCAAAAAAGCUGGCUCACCAGUGUAUGCGUGAAGUGCGGCGAGCGGCUAUCCAGGCCCAGAAGAACUGUAAGGAGACGUUACCCCGCGCCCGCCGCCUCACCAAGGAGAUGAUGCUGUACUGGAAGAAGUACGACAAGGUGGAGAAGGAGCACAGGAAGAGGGCAGAGAAGGAGGCUCUGGAGCAGCGCAAACUGGAUGAGGAGAUGAGAGAGGCCAAGCGUCAACAGCGCAAACUGAACUUCCUCAUCACCCAGACAGAACUGUACGCUCACUUCAUGGGUGGUAAAGCCAGCAUGGGGGGUGCAGGAGGAGAUGCAGCACAGGAGGAAAUUCUGAGGAAGCUGGAAGACACCGCGGCCCAGAGACAGAUUGACAUUGGGGGUGGAGUGAUGGUCAAUAUGGGACAGGAGGACUACGAUAGUGAAUACUAUAAGUCCCAGGCCCUGAGGAAUGCCAGAGAGGCCUACCAGAUUCACCAGGAGAGAACGCGAAUGUUUGAUGAGGAGGCCAAGGACAGCCGCAGUGCGUCUCUGCAUGCGGCGGGCGCUUCGGCCUCAGGCUCAGGUUCUGGGUUUGGAGAGAGCUACAGCCUGUCCAAUCCAUCCAUCCAGGCAGGAGAAGACAUCCCUCAGCCCACCAUCUUCAAUGGCAAGCUCAAGGGCUACCAGCUCAAAGGCAUGAACUGGCUGGCCAACCUCUACGAACAGGGCAUCAAUGGGAUCCUGGCAGAUGAGAUGGGCCUGGGGAAGACAGUGCAGAGUAUCGCCCUGCUGGCACACCUAGCAGAGAGGGAGAACAUCUGGGGUCCAUUCCUGAUCAUCUCUCCUGCUUCCACACUCAACAACUGGCACCAGGAGUUCACCCGCUUUGUGCCCAAAUUCAAGGUGUUGCCAUACUGGGGGAAUCCUCAUGAUCGCAAGGUGAUCAGGAAAUUCUGGAGCCAGAAAACCCUUUACACACAGAACGCACCUUUCCACGUGGUGAUCACCAGCUACCAGCUUGUGGUCCAAGACGUGAAGUACUUCCAGAGGGUGAAGUGGCAGUAUAUGGUUCUGGAUGAGGCCCAGGCACUCAAGAGCAGCACCAGCGUUCGGUGGAAGAUACUCCUUCAGUUCCAGUGUCGAAACAGACUGCUUCUCACUGGGACCCCCAUCCAGAACACAAUGGCUGAGCUGUGGGCCCUGCUCCACUUCAUCAUGCCGACGUUGUUCGAUUCCCACGAAGAGUUCAACGAGUGGUUCUCCAAGGACAUUGAGAGCCACGCAGAAAACAAGUCUGCCAUCGACGAGAACCAGCUCUCCAGGCUGCACAUGAUCCUUAAGCCGUUCAUGCUGCGCAGGAUCAAGAAGGACGUGGAGAACGAGCUCUCAGACAAGAUUGAGAUCCUGACCUACUGCCAGCUGACGUGCCGACAGAGGCUGCUGUAUCAGGCUCUGAGGAACAAGAUCUCCAUCGAGGACCUGCUGCAGUCAUCCAUGGGCACGGCCCAGCAGGCGCACAGCACCACCUCCUCCCUCAUGAACCUGGUCAUGCAGUUCAGGAAGGUGUGCAACCAUCCUGACUUGUUUGAGCGCCAGGAGACGCGCUCUCCUUUCCACAUGUCUCUCAAGCCCUACGUCAUGUCUAAAUUCCUCUACCGCCAAGGCCUCGUACAUGCGCACAGCCAGGCCAAGAACAAGUUAUCUCAAGUGCUGCUGUCUCCCUUCUCUCCACAUCACAUCCAGCAGUCUCUUUUUCACAGGAGAGGUGAUGACGAAGGGAGCUGUUUCUCCUUCCUACGCUUCAUCGAUGUGUCACCAGCCGAGAUGUCCAACCUCAUGCUGCAAGGCACUCUUGUCAGGUGGUUAGCCCUUUUUCUGUCCCUCAAAGCUGCCUACCGGCUCCACCAUCGGCGCCUGUUUGGCCUUGACGAGGAGGAGCAGGAAGCAAGAGGAGGACGAGGUGGUGAAAGAGGGAGCACGCAACCCAGGAGUAAGUGUCUCUCUCACAGGGACCUGCUCCUGUGGCUGAACAGGCCCAGUGCCUUCCCCAACACAGACACCAGUCCUGUGCUGCAGGAGCUGGUGUUCACAGCGCACAGGCCGGGCACGAUGGGUCACAGAGACGUGAUGAUCCACAGCCAAAAGUCGGUCAGCCCCACACUACGGCCCUGCCAGCCCACACUGCCACCCAAGUUCCUGCUCACCGCCACACCCAGGGUGACAGCGGUUCCCAUGGAGCGUUACUGUGACGACCGCAGUGCUGAAUAUGAGUGGCGACUGAUACGCAGCGGAGGGGGUACAGUCUUCAAACAGUGCUUCCUCUACGGCUCCCCCGAACUCGCCUCCGACUGGCACACGAGAGCCAGCGCCUUCCACCCACAAUGCCCCGGGGGCGUGAUGGCCCUCUACCCUCGCCACGGCUGGUCCUUCGUGAGGAUACCUGAUAAGGAGAGCCUAAUCACAGAGAGUGGCAAGCUGCACACCCUGGAUAUCCUGCUGAGUCGCCUAAAGGCCCAAGGACAUCGAGUGCUCAUCUACUCCCAGAUGACCCGCAUGAUAGACCUGCUGGAGGAGUACAUGGUUCACCGUAAGCACACUUACAUGCGUCUGGAUGGAUCCUCCAAGAUCUCUGAACGCAGAGACAUGGUGGCUGACUUCCAGAGCCGGACGGAUAUCUUCGUCUUUCUGCUGAGUACGAGGGCUGGAGGACUUGGCAUCAACCUGACUGCUGCCGACACUGUGAUUUUCUAUGACAGCGACUGGAACCCCACGGUGGACCAGCAGGCCAUGGACAGGGCUCACAGGCUGGGCCAGACCAAGCAGGUCACCGUCUACCGCCUCAUCUGCCAGGGCACCAUCGAGGAGAGGAUCCUGCAGCGCGCCAAGGAGAAGAGCGAGAUCCAAAGGGUGGUGAUAUCCGGCGGCAACUUCAAACCAGACACACUCAAACCCAAAGAGGUGGUCAGCCUGCUUCUGGACGACGACGAGCUGGAGAAGAAGUUGCGUCUGAGACAGGAGGAGAAGAGGCAGCAGGAGGAAAGCAGCAAAGUGAAGGAGCGCAAGAGAAAGAGGGAGAAGUACGCCGAGAAGAAGAAGAAUGAGGAGUCGGAGACCAAGAGGAGGAAGGAGGUGAACCUUGUCAUCUCCCACGCCCCCUCGGCGGACAACUCCAACCUCUCCGCCGAUGGGGACGACUCCUUCAUCAGCGUCGACAUGGACUCGGCCAUGCCCAGCCCCUUCAGCGAGCCUUGUGUGUCUGUGUGUGCUCCGCUCCCUGGCCAGAUCUCCCUGAGCAGCGAACUGCAGCCGGGCUCGCUGCCCCCGGACGCCGACGCCGACGAGAGCAGCAGCGACAUGCUGGUCAUCGUGGACGACCCCGUGUCCUCCGCACCGCAGUCCCGGGCCACCAACUCCCCUGCCUCCAUCUCUGGAUCGGUCUCUGACAAUAUGAAUGGCGUUUCAGCCCAGGACACCAUCAGUCCUGGCAGGGGCAGGUCUGGGCGGAGUCGGGGACGGCCCAAGGGAUCCGGAGGCGGGGCCAAGUCUGCAGGGAAAGGACGUGGGCGCAAGUCAACAGCAGGCAGUGCCGCAGCAAUGGCAGGAGCUAUGGCUGGAGCAGCAGCUGCAUCAGCGGCAGCAUACGCCGCCUAUGGCUACAGCGUUUCAAAAGCGGGCCUCUCUGCGGCCAGCCCCCUGCAGCCUGCUCUGGCUCGGUCCAGCGCCAGCCCAGCCUUCAACCCCAGCAGAGGCUCCUCCCCCCAGGCCAAAAGUGGCACCUCCACCCCCAGCCCCCAGAAACAGCUGGCCCACAGCCACCACCACACCAGCCACGUCCCAGCCAGGAAGGGGAAGGGCCCUGGUGGCCCGGGGGCUCGAUAGUGCACACAAACGUACAGGCGCAGAUGCCUGCACACAAGCGCACAAUUUUAUCUCGCUUUCUUUGACAACAAACACAUACACGCACACAUAUACAUAUACAUAUAAAUAUAUAUAAAACUGACCUGCUCUCACUGUGAUCCCCACAGACGCCCUACUCCUGAACUAAUGAUAGGGAAUACAGUAUUUACAGUAGCUGAGGCUUGUUAACCCGGAGGACCAUGCUCUGCCUGCAGGCUCAGCAACGAAAAGGACCCUCUGCACAAACACACACACAAUCAUUUGAAGGUGCAACCCAUGAUGAUCCCUCCCAGCCUCUGCAUUUGUUGUGUUAGUUGUAUUUCCAUGUGUCCAGGUCAGUGGAAAGAAUCCGCCUUGAGUAUUUUGUUUGCAUUGUGACGACAGUAUUUCCAAGUGCUUUUCGAGAAGACAAACUGUACUUUUUUGCGUUUCUGACAGAGGUCUUUGAUUUGCUAGAUAGUUGUGAUUUGACGAUGACGUAAAAACCAACACGCGUUGCAUAAAAGGGCUUUGAAAACCUUGCGUUUGCCAUGGUAGUGAGCCAAAGGUGUUUCUGUCACAUGCACUGAGCCAUGUCUUCCAUUAGCCUGUUGAUUCUUGGUGUUAUCGAUGCUUAUACAUGUAGGUUAGUUAAUUGUUCCAUAGAUAUGCUCAGUGCACAACUGGUGGUUGAAUUUGCAUUUCAGAACUCAAUGUGAACCCUUACCAUACCAAACAUGAUGCCUACAGCUUUUGUACUAAAGCUCUUAUUUUUGUAAUGAAAGGUGUGAGUACCCACAUCGAUAUGGCAGAUGUUGGCAUUUUGAAAAGCUUUUGUCCGUGUAAUUUAUUACAUUACAAUGGUAAAUUAAAAGCAGUAAUGUAUAUUUUUUGUCCAAUCGAAAAAUGGAAUGGAAAAUUUAACAUCAUAUUCAAAAGUGAGGGUACUAGUUAAAGGCAGUGCUGCUAACGUUAAAUUUAUGAAUCCAGACAUAGAUCAUUUGCUUGUCUAAUGCUUUAGUUAUGUAAGUUAAGUUAAAAAAAAACAAGUGUGAAUGAGAAAUAAUUCACGUUAAACACCUUGUAAAUUGUAUUGAAGCCAUUUUUAUUUUUCAAAAAGGUAAAAUAAUUAUAUUUCUGAGGAGAAGUCUGGUUCUCUACGAUGUCAUCGAUGUUUUAGAAAAAGCGCUUUGCGUCAGUGUGCCGAGUUGAGCACCGCAUCUGUCAUAGGUUUGUUUGUUUUGUGUUAAUAGUGUGACGAAAUAUGAUGUUCUAUAUUGAUGUACAUAAUAUUGAGAGCAACGUUUCCUCUGGUUUUUUCCUCAUUUGCUUGUCUAUUUUUAUAGGUCAUGUGUACAUAUGAAUAAAUCUGCCAUUUUACUAACAGGAAAAGCCAACUGAAAAUAAAUGAGUGCUAAAUCA
Messenger RNA from Myripristis murdjan (pinecone soldierfish), 6437 nucleotides. RefSeq names its product INO80 complex ATPase subunit (gene ino80). The transcript is spliced from 37 exons. Gene Ontology annotation, molecular function: ATP hydrolysis activity; histone binding; ATP binding. The record is from RefSeq and is a predicted model, not a curated record. Gene Ontology annotation, biological process: DNA-templated transcription; DNA repair; chromatin remodeling. NCBI's taxonomy places the organism in Eukaryota, Metazoa, Chordata, Actinopteri, Holocentriformes, Holocentridae. The coding region runs from base 264 to 5018 and encodes 1584 amino acids. Gene Ontology annotation, cellular component: Ino80 complex; nucleus.